Molecule: messenger RNA, 8841 nt
Organism: Acanthaster planci (crown-of-thorns starfish)
Lineage: Eukaryota; Metazoa; Echinodermata; Asteroidea; Valvatida; Acanthasteridae
Product: DNA-directed RNA polymerase II subunit RPB1-like
Biological process (GO): transcription by RNA polymerase II
Cellular component (GO): RNA polymerase II, core complex
Molecular function (GO): DNA binding
Source: RefSeq, a predicted model, not a curated record
UUGAUGCAGCGCUGACGAGAGAGAGAAACGGAGAUACCCUGUUGCCGAAAAUCGACGGAUCUUCUCUCUAUCCGUACCUAAAGCCGUUCAAGUCACCGGACAGUUGAAGGUGGAGAACAUAUAGACAAAAGUGAAAUCGAAUUCGGAGUAUUUUGGAGACUCCUGCUUAUGUGAAGAGUGGACUUUCCACCCAACUUUGUGAACGGAUUGCACAGGUCCCCAGUGUGUUGUGCAAGAUAAAUGCGUAGCGUUACGUAUUUGUAGUGUAUACGUUGUGUGACGGCGUAGUUCAAGUGUGCGUGUGCACAGUUUGACUACCUAAGCAAAAUGGCACUCCAGUUUCACGACUCCAAAGCCCCGAUGCGCGACGUCAGACGGGUGCAGUUUGGUGUUCUCAGCCCUCAAGAAGUGCGUCGCAUGUCGGUGGUGGAGGGCGGCAUCAAGUACGCCGAGGUGAUGGAAGGCGGCAAACCCAAGCUGGGUGGGCUGAUGGACCCCCGGCAGGGCUGUGUGGAUCGCAUCUCUCGCUGCCAGACCUGUGCCUGCAACCAGGUGGACUGCCCGGGCCACUUUGCCCACAUUGAGCUAGCCAAGCCCGUUUUCCACCCUGGCUUCCUGACCAAGACGGUCAAGGUGCUGCGCUGCGUCUGCUUCUUCUGCUCCAAGCUGCUGGUUGACCAGAACCACCCAAAGGUCAAGGAGAUACUGAACAAGUCCAAGGGGUUUCCCCGCAAGCGGCUGGCCCACAUCUACGACGUGUGCCGGGGCAAGAAGAUCUGCGAGGGUGGCGAGGAGAUGGACCAGACCUUCAAUGCCGACCUGGCCAAGCGGGAAGGGGAGGUGCCCGAGCCUCGAGCCCAGGGUCACGGUGGUUGUGGGCGCUACCAGCCCCAAAUCCGCCGGAACGGCCUGGAUCUGACGGCCGAGUGGAAGCACGUCAACGAGGACACGCAGGAGCGCAAGAUUGCCCUGACAGCCGAGCGCGUGCACGAGAUCUUCAAGCGCAUCUCGGACGAGGAGAGCGCCAUCCUGGGCAUGGAGCCCAAGUUCACCCGGCCCGACUGGAUGAUCAUCACCGUCAUGCCCGUCCCGCCGCUCUGUGUCCGCCCGGCCGUUGUCAUGUUUGGUACAGCUCGUAACCAGGAUGAUCUGACCCACAAGUUGGCAGACAUCAUCAAGGCCAACAACCAGCUGCAGAAGAACGAGCAGAACGGAGCGGCCGCCCACAUCAUCGCCGAGGACACCAGGAUGCUGCAGUUCCACGUCGCCACCCUGUCCGACAACGAGCUCCCAGGACUUCCAAGGGCCAUGCAGAAGUCUGGUCGGCCCCUCAAAUCCGUCAAGCAGCGGCUGAAGAGCAAAGAGGGCCGUAUCCGUGGUAACCUGAUGGGAAAGCGCGUGGACUUCUCCGCCCGUGCCGUCAUCACCCCGGACCCCAACCUGUCCAUCGACCAGGUGGGGGUGCCCAGGACUGUCGCCCAGAAUCUGACCUACCCGGAGAUUGUCACGCCCUUCAACAUCGACAAACUCCAGGAGCUGGUGCGGGUAGGCCACAACCAGUACCCGGGGGCCAAGUACAUCGUCCGCGACAACGGCGAGCGGGUGGACCUGAGGUACCACCCCAAGACGAGCGACUUGCACCUGCAGUGCGGCUACAAGGUUGAGCGCCACCUUCGGGAUGACGACGUGGUCAUCUUCAAUCGACAGCCCACCCUCCACAAGAUGUCCAUGAUGGGUCAUCGGGUCAAGAUUCUCCACUGGUCCACAUUCCGUCUCAACCUCAGUGUCACCACCCCCUACAACGCCGACUUUGACGGGGACGAGAUGAACCUGCACGUGCCCCAGUCCAUGGAGACGCGGGCCGAGGUGACGGAGAUCAUGAUGGUGCCCCGCCAGAUGGUUACCCCACAGUCCAACCGGCCCGUCAUGGGAAUUGUGCAGGACUCCCUGACCGCCGUGCGGAAGUUCACCAAGCGCGACGUCUUCCUGCAGAAGGAAGAGCUGAUGAACCUCCUGAUGUGGCUGCCCAACUGGGACGGUCACAUCCCCCAGCCGGCCAUCAUCAAGCCCCGCCCCCUGUGGACAGGUAAGCAGAUGAUGUCGUUGAUCAUUCCGCCAAACGUCAACCUGAUCAAGGCCCACAGCACACACCCUGACGAGGAGGACCGGGGACCCUACAAGUGGAUCUCCCCCGGUGAUACCAAGGUGUUGAUCACCAACGGGGAGCUGAUCUCGGGCAUUGUCUGCAAGAAGACCAUCGGGGCCUCCGGCGGCUCCCUGGGCCACGUCAUCUUCAUGGAGCGUGGCCCCGACGAGACCCGCGACUUCUACGGCAACAUCCAGACAGUGGUCAACAACUGGUUACUGCUGGAGGGCCACAGCAUCGGUAUCGGUGACUGUAUCGCCGAUGCGCAGACCUACGAGGACAUCCAGAACACCAUCCGCAAAGCCAAACAGGAAGUAAUAGAGGUCAUCGAGAAGGCCCACAAUGACGAAUUGGAGCCGACGCCCGGCAACACCCUCAGACAGACCUUUGAAAACCAGGUGAACCGUAUCCUGAACAACGCCCGUGACAAGACCGGUGGCAGUGCCCAGAAGAGCCUGUCCGAGUUCAACAACUUCAAGUGCAUGGUGGUGGCCGGGUCUAAGGGCUCCAAGAUCAAUAUCUCCCAGGUUAUCGCCUGUGUGGGCCAGCAGAACGUGGAAGGCAAGCGUAUCCCCUUUGGCUUCCGCCACCGCACCCUGCCCCACUUUAUCAAGGACGACUACGGCCCCGAGAGCAGAGGCUUUGUGGAGAACUCCUACCUGGCCGGCCUGACCCCCUCAGAGAUGUUCUUCCACGCCAUGGGCGGCCGAGAGGGUCUGAUCGACACCGCCGUCAAGACUGCCGAAACCGGCUACAUCCAGCGGCGACUGAUCAAGGCCAUGGAGAGCGUCAUGGUACGCUACGACGGCACGCUGCGUAACAGCAAUGACCACCUGGUGCAGCUGCGCUACGGCGAGGAUGGGCUGGACGGCACCAAAGUGGAGUUCCAGAACCUGCCCACCCUCAAGCCCUCCCACCGGGCCUUCGAGAAGCGCUUCCGCUUCGACUGCACCAACGAGAGAGCGUUGCGGCGCAGCCUGACGGAAAACAUCGUCAAGGACGUAGUAGCCAACGCCCAGGUCCACCUGGAGAUUGAGAAGGAGUACGAGCAGCUGAGGGAGGACCGGGAGAUCAUGAGGAAGAUCCUACCCAUGGGAGAGUCCAAGGUUGUCUUGCCCUGUAAUCUGGAGCGCAUGAUCUGGAACGCCCAGAAGAUCUUCCACAUCAACCCCAGGCACUCCACAGACCUGCAUCCUUUGAUGAUUGUGAAGGGCGUCCGGGACCUGUCCAAGAAGCUGAUAGUGGUCAAAGGGGAGGACCGCAUCAGCAAGCAGGCCCAGGAGAACGCCACCUUGCUCUUCAACAUGAUGCUGCGCUCCACCCUCUGCUCCCGCCGUGUCAUCGAGGAGUACCACCUGACAAACGAGUCCUUUGACUGGCUGCUCGGGGAGAUCGAGACUCGAUUCAACCAAGCUCUGGUCCACCCUGGUGAGAUGGCGGGUCCACUCGCCGCCCAGUCCCUUGGGGAGCCGGCCACCCAGAUGACCCUCAACACCUUCCACUACGCCGGCGUGUCGGCCAAGAACGUGACCUUGGGUGUGCCCCGCCUCAAGGAGAUCAUCAACAUCUCCAAGAGGCCCAAGACCCCCUCGCUGACUGUCUUCCUGGUUGGGCAGGCAGCUCGAGAUGCCGAGAGAGCAAAGGAUAUCCUGUGCCGGCUGGAGCACACCACCCUGCGCAAGGUGACAGCCAACACGGCCAUCUACUAUGACCCGGAGCCCCAGAACACCGUCAUCGAGGAGGACCAGGACUGGGUCAACCUCUACUACGAGAUGCCCGACUUUGACCCGGCCCGCAUCUCCCCCUGGCUGCUGCGCAUCGAGCUGGACCGCAAGCGCAUGACAGACCGCAAGCUGACCAUGGAGCAGAUCGCCGAGAAGAUCAAUGCGGGCUUCGGCGAUGACCUGAACUGCAUUUUCAAUGAUGACAACGCUGAGAAGCUGGUGCUCCGCAUCCGGAUCAUGAGCAGCGAGGAAAGCAAGUUCGGCGAGGAAGAGGAGCAAGUGGACAAGAUGGAGGACAACGUCUUCCUGCGCUGCAUCGAGUCCAACAUCCUGACGGACAUGACCCUGCAAGGCAUUGAGCAGAUCAGCAAGGUGUACAUGCACCUGCCUCAGCAAGACAACAAGAAGCGCAUCAUCAUCACAGAGGAGGGCGAGUUCAAGCCCAUCCAGGAGUGGCUUCUGGAGACGGACGGCACCAGCAUGAUGAAGGUACUGAGCGACAAGGAGGUGGACCCCGUCCGCACCUUCUCCAACGACAUCUGUGAGAUCUUCCAGGUGCUGGGCAUCGAGGCGGUGCGCAAGUCGGUGGAGCGGGAGAUGAACCACGUCAUCUCCUUCGACGGUUCCUACGUCAACUACCGUCACCUGGCGCUGCUCUGUGACGUCAUGACGGCCAAAGGCCACCUGAUGGCCAUUACCCGUCAUGGCAUCAACCGGCAGGAUGUGGGCGCCCUCAUGAGGUGCUCCUUUGAGGAAACGGUGGACAUCCUGAUGGACGCAGCCGCCCACGCAGAGGUGGACCACCUGAAAGGCGUGUCGGAGAACAUCAUGCUCGGCAAGCUGGCCGGGGUGGGUACGGGUUCCUUCUCCCUGCUGCUGGACGCCGAGAAGUGCAAGCACGGCAUGGAGAUCCCCAUGGGCAUGGGCGGUGGCCUCGGUGGUAUGACAGGGAUGUUCUUUGGAGCGGCCGCAUCGCCCUCUGCUAGCAUGUCACCUCAGAUGACCCCUUGGAAUCAAGGAGCAACUCCUGCUUACGGUGCUUCGUGGUCACCUAUGGGAAGCGGGAUGACCCCUGGAGCAGCAGGCUUCAGCCCGUCUGCUCAGUCGGAUGCCAGCGGGUUCAGCCCUGGCUACAGCCCUGCCUGGUCCCCACAGCCCAGCUCUCCAGGUUCCCCAGGCCCAACUAGCCCUUACAUCCCAUCACCGGCCAGCCCAAUGUCACCCAGUUACUCCCCAGCAUCGCCGUCGUACAUCACUGGCUCGCCAGCCACCCCUCAGAGUCCUGGCUACUCACCUACGAGUCCUUCCUACUCACCAUCCAGUCCUGGCUACUCACCCACGAGCCCAAGCUACUCUCCGACCAGCCCGAGCUAUUCCCCAACAAGUCCGAGCUACUCUCCAACCAGCCCCAGCUACUCGCCAACGAGUCCGAGCUACUCGCCCACAAGUCCGAGUUACAGCCCAACCAGUCCAAGUUACAGCCCAACCAGCCCGAGUUACAGCCCAACAUCACCGAGCUACUCCCCAACAAGCCCUUCUUACAGUCCAACUUCGCCCAGCUACUCCCCAACCUCGCCCAGUUACAGCCCCACUUCGCCCAGCUACAGUCCCACCUCACCAAGUUACUCCCCAACGAGUCCCAGCUACUCACCCAGCUCGCCAAAGUACUCCCCGACCAGUCCCAGCUACUCACCCACCAGCCCGAGCUUCUCAGCCAAGUCGCCCAGCUACAGCCCGACAUCACCCAGUUACUCCCCAACCUCGCCCAGCUACAGCCCCACAUCCCCUGCGGGGUACUCCCCUCAGUCGCCCAGUUACAGUCCUGGAUCACCCAGCUACUCCCCCUCCAGCCCCAAGUACUCGCCUUCCAGCCCUUCCUACAGCCCGACGUCACCCAGCUACAGUGGGUCCCACUUCACCCCGACCUCGCCCGAGUACAGCCCCACCAGCCCCACGUACUCCCCAGCCAGCCCCAGCUACUCCCCGUCCAGUCCCAAGUACUCCCCGUCCAGCCCCAAGUACUCCCCGGCCAGCCCCACCUACUCCCCGCAGACGCCCAAGUACAGCCCCACCUCCCCCUCCUACUCCCCGACGAGUCCCAAGUACAGCCCCAGCUCGCCCUCUUACUCGCCGACGAGCCCCCAGGAUUCCUACUCGCCCAUGUCGCCCGGUUACUCCCCUGCCUCCCCUUCCUACAGCCCAAGCAGCCCCGACAUCGAAGCUGAUGAUUAGAUGCUGCUCAAGUGAGAACUACAGUACGCAGGCCAAGCAUUACCCCCGUGGGCACAAGACCGCCCCAUGGGAUGAGGGAUAUGAGAGCCGUGGAUGGCUCUAUGCAGCACUGAUGGGCACCAGAUCGGGAAAUAUUUCCUUUGACAUUUCAGAUGAUGCACUGUGGGCACAGUGGACUUUGCCGAUCAGUGCACUAUUUCUGUAUACUGUACAUGUGCAUUACCUUAAAUGGACCCGAAGUGCAAACUGUUACGAUUUGAUUGAAAAGUCUAGCAAAAAUAAUUGAAGUGUUAAUAGUGCAUGUCAGGAUAUUUGGCUCUUCAGUUAACUCAGUGUGCACCUUAUAUUCUUUACCGUGAACUAUUAUUACGUUAAUCAUAUAAUGUUUAUACUUUAUAAAUAUCGUAAUAUUCAUCCGGCCCUCUCCCAAAAGAGCGUUAAAAAUGAACCCUAACACUCCUCAAUCCUUCACCUGUUGGAGGGCUGAGGACUGUUAGGGUUAAUGGUUGGAAAAAAAAGUAUGUUGUAUUUAAAAACAUCCUUGUACUUUGUGGAGAAAAAUUCCAGAAUAUGAACGUUGUCACAGAUUUGAUUGCAGCUUACUUCCCAAAGUUUAACUUGCCCUCAAGACAAUCUCGUAGCCUCGAAGGGGCCAACCAACGACUAAUUAUGCUACAGUGAAGACAGUAAAGCCCUUUGCAUUCAAACUUGUACUCACUUACUGCGGCUCCACUAUUGGAUCGACUGAUUAGAUCUCUAUGCUUCUCCAAUUCUUAUGAUAAAUUUUUUGUCACUCUAGAGGAUUAGGACUAACUUUGCCGAAAAUCUGUGUAUUGCUUAGCAGUUGAAUGCUCGCAGAGUCAUUUACCAAGUGAAAUGUUAUGCGUUCAUGUGUGUUUCCUGAGCCUGGUUACCAGCUUAGCUCCGUAUAUAUGCUUACCACAUAAACUCAGUAAGCAAAAUUGUUUUCUUUUUUACUGAGCAACUUCGUGAAAUCGGGCCCUGAGAUCAUAAUGGCCAAAUGAUACUCGGCUUCAAAUUUGUCAGAGAAAACACAGACGGUAGUGUCAGAGUAUGAAAUUAUGGUCGGACAUUGAACAUGUCCCAACUUCAUGUACUUGUAGUAUUUGUCCGACCCAAAGCAGAUGUGGUCUGACAGAGUGUCUGAAGGAGAUCGCAAGGUUCAAGUCCAAAGAGCAGCAAUCCUGUUUGCGGCGGUUGGUGUUUUUACCGUAGUUUUUGUGCUUAUGAUAUUGAAAUUCUUCGAGUGUGACCUUGGCAUAUGCCUGAUCAAGGGCUGAUAAUGACAGAAUGAGAUUGAUCGUCCGAGCAAAUUUUGCCCGACCACUUUUCUGACUUAAUUUCGUGCUCUGCCUGGCAUUGUGACUGCAGUACCUUUUGGAGGGGGGUUCUUGGCUUAUGUGUGGCCAACUAUUUUUUAAGCCAAACAAAAUCUCAUUUGACUGUUCAGUUGGGUCACGGUACGACAGAUGGACCCACCUCUGGCACUAAUCGGCAAGUCCUGAAACAUUUUAAACAUUGCAGUCAUUGGAGGAAAUUGAAACUUGUAACAACAAAGCCCCCCCCCCGAAAGUGAAACAUUUCAAAAUCACUGUCAGAAAGGAGGCUUAUUUGAAAGAAUCCAUUUGCUCGUUCCAAGUCUCAUGGUGUCGCAGUUGAACCGAGAGUACUUCCAUUAGUAAAAAGCUUUAUCAGUGAUAGUGUACGCAUUUGUUGCGGAUUUGUCUUACUUGGGCAAAUCGCAAGACUUUGUCAAAGUUACGUGAUUCAUAAUCAUCGGAAGAAAUGAUAAUGGUGUACAACACUGACAAAAAAACAUGACCUUGGGUGCGAGCUUGUUUCCUCUUGGGCCCUGUCAAUUGUUUCAAGGUUGUUCUUUGAGCUGGUAACAUUUCAGAUGAAGUCGGUUUUUUUUAAUGUACUAACCGUUUGUUUGAUGAUUCUCAGCAGUUGACGUACAUUCUAAAGUGGAUCUUUAAACACAAAGUGCUGUUUUAAUGACUUCAGGAAAACAAAUCAUUUGGAUGCGAUUACGUGCAGUUGAUGCUGGGUCUUCACACAUGAUGGCGCACUGCGUGUGCAGCUGCGCGUUCCUUUGUUGCAGGCUAAGAAUGUGGAAGGUGUGGUAAGGGUUCCGUUGCCCAGUGAUGCCUGAAACAGGUGCAGCGAGUUAGACCAACUGCAUUCCAGUCUGAACCCGUUGUUCAAAUGACGCGCCCACAUGCAGACACGUAACAGCGGUCGCAUAUGUGAUGCGCUUCAUGAGUACCUCUGUGAGGGUUCACUUUUCACAUCUCUCUUUGUUUGGCACAUCAUAUUGGAACUCUGUCACAAUGGCUCUUCUUCAUUGCUUUGUUCUGUCGCGGAUGAGGGAAUUCAAGCCGGCGGGUUUCAGACAAAAUCCCAAAAUGUACUUGUUGGUGUGACCGUAAAAGCCUGAAGUUUUAAAGUUGGAGGUUAAGCGAGUGAAAUGUAUUUUUAGAAAUCGUAUCGUGAAUGACACUUGCAGGAUCUAUUAAUUAAACAGCGUGCCAACAUUUGUAAAUAUGUUCCGUCGGGCUAGUUAUCCAUUAUUGAAGAUCUGAUGGAAAAAAAGGGAAAAAUGUACAUUAUUUGAGAGGUUCUCGUGUUGUCAGAGAAGAAGUUGUGAAUCAGCCUAAAUUCGCUGUACAUGUAUUUUUCGAUAAUGAAAUAAACAUUAUGCUGAGCAGAAGUCAA